Microthlaspi erraticum is the source of this 255-nucleotide messenger RNA. NCBI's taxonomy places the organism in Eukaryota, Viridiplantae, Streptophyta, Magnoliopsida, Brassicales, Brassicaceae. The record is from the annotation of a GenBank genome assembly.
AUGGAGUUCCAUGGAAACUUCGUCAGCGUUACCGACACUAACGAUUGCAGAAUUGAGGGCGUGCUUGCUGAUCUCGAUCUCCGCAGAUCUAGGAUUGUCGUCAAAAAUGCAAGGAACUGUGGAUCUGAAGGGAGAAGGAUUCAUGGUCCACAGAUUCCACCAUCAGCGAUAACCCUUCCCUCUGUUCCUUUACAUGAAAGUCAAAUCAAGGAUCUUGAGCUCAUCUUUGUUCCAUCCAGUGAGCGGGAUUUUUAG